GCUGAUUGGCGAGACCAGCAGCUGGUGUUAUUUUCGUGUUUUCAGUGCUAGAGUUCUGCUCGAAGUGUUUGUAGUUUAGUCAAAUCAUGGACGCGGUACAGAGACACAGAUCCAUGUAUAAAGGCACGACUCCACCGUGGAAAGAAACAUACCGGAAGCGCUGUGUGGAGCGCUUGAAGAACAGCCGGUCGAGGUUACUGGAGAAGUUCAGACAGAUGGGAGAGGAUUCGGGAGGAUCGAAGCACUCGCUGCUCGUGCAGGAGGUGAUGGAGGAGGAAUGGAGCGCCUUACAGUCGUCCAAUCAGAGUCUCCCGUCGCUCUGGAAUGGAAACGGCAUCAGAGAUGUGUACACCGCACAGCAGGAAUAUGACGAGCUGUCAGCGUUUGAGGAAAUUCAGCAGGAGCUCAUAGCACAAGAGCUCUUGAUUCUGGAGGAGUAUAACAGCAGCAUGUGGUAUGAAGAGCAGUAUAUAAACUCAGUGUUGGAGGGAAUGGAGACGUCUGGACAGAUCAUAUGCCCCGUGUGUCACGCGAAUAAUCUGACAGUCAGCAGUCAUUUUACAUCAUGUCCAUGUGGUCUUUACGUCAACACGAUUGGUAGGAACCUUACAGCCGAGGUUUUACAGAAUCUACUAGAACAACGCGUGACAGAGCACAUGGAGGACUGUCUUCACAAACCCAGCUUCUCUAUGGCCUUCAACACUGACGGAUCACCAAACCUCAUGAUCAGCUGCAAGGUGUGUGACUAUCUGUCUGUCGUCCUGUGAGCCGUUCAUCCACACUGCAGAGAGUCUGAUGGAUGUUUUAAAUGUUGUGAAUAUUAUUUCUGUGAAAUAAAGAAUCGUUUUUAACCUUAAGAUGCACUACCCUUAUUUGAGAGUCAUAAUGUAAAAUUACAGAACUGCAGGUCAAACUCUUGAUUUGCCUGAUCUAGAGUCUGCUAUUGAGUGCAUUU
This is a messenger RNA of Sinocyclocheilus rhinocerous, 955 nucleotides long. RefSeq names its product RPA-interacting protein A-like. The transcript has 7 exons. The record is from RefSeq and is a predicted model, not a curated record. Bases 87 to 767 code for a protein of 226 amino acids. Gene Ontology annotation, cellular component: PML body; nucleus. NCBI's taxonomy places the organism in Eukaryota, Metazoa, Chordata, Actinopteri, Cypriniformes, Cyprinidae. Gene Ontology annotation, biological process: protein import into nucleus.